This is a messenger RNA of Chrysochloris asiatica (Cape golden mole), 662 nucleotides long. RefSeq names its product tumor necrosis factor, alpha-induced protein 8-like 3 (gene TNFAIP8L3). Lineage: Eukaryota; Metazoa; Chordata; Mammalia; Afrosoricida; Chrysochloridae. The coding region runs from base 19 to 633 and encodes 204 amino acids. The transcript is spliced from 2 exons. The record is from RefSeq and is a predicted model, not a curated record. Gene Ontology annotation, biological process: regulation of apoptotic process. Gene Ontology annotation, cellular component: cytoplasm.
CGGCCAACAGCCCGCAGCAUGGAUUCGGAUUCCGGCGAUCAGAGUGAGGGCGAGCCCGUGACCGCAGCAGGUCCUGAUGUUUUCAGUUCAAAGAGCCUUGCUCUUCAAGCCCAGAAGAAGAUUUUAAGUAAAAUAGCUAGUAAAACUGUGGCCAACAUGUUGAUUGACGACACCAGCAGUGAGAUCUUUGAUGAGCUCUACAAAGUCACCAAAGAGCACACCCACAACAAGAAGGAAGCUCACAAGAUCAUGAAAGACUUAAUCAAAGUAGCAAUCAAAAUUGGGAUCCUCUACCGGAACAACCAGUUCAACCAGGAGGAGGUUGCUAUCGUGGAGAAAUUCAGGAAGAAACUGAACCAGACCGCCAUGACCAUUGUCAGCUUCUAUGAGGUGGAGUAUACCUUUGAUAGGAACGUGCUCUCCAAACUUCUGCAUGAGUGCAAGGAUCUGGUGCAUGAACUGGUGCAGCGACACCUGACGCCCAGGACCCACGGGCGCAUCAACCACGUCUUCAACCACUUUGCCGAUGUGGAGUUCCUCUCCACCCUCUAUAGUCUGGAGGGAGACUGUAGGCCCAACCUCAAGAGGAUUUGUGAUGGAAUCAAUAAAUUGAUAGAUGAGAAAAUCCUUUGAAUGCCUUCCCUCCUUCUGGAAUUUGCUGC